CCAUGCUUUUGGGGCGAUGCAGAGCGGCUGAUGGCGGCCUCUGCAAUGGUGUCUGGGUGUCGGGCAGAGGUGGCCGCAGCGCAAGAAUUUAACGCUCUCAGAAGUAUACUGUGGAACCAAAGAAGGCAAAACCACCAAGGGUCAUCUGAAAUUGUGCUUGGCUCACUGAUAAUCCCCGGACAAAAUUAGAGAUCACUACUCAAGCAUAAGCUGACCCCCCCAGUGUUCCUAAGACUGCUACAAAGAUGUUUGAUAUAAAGGCUUGGGCUGAGUAUAUUGUGGAAUGGGCUGCAAAAGACCCAUAUGGGUUCCUUACAACAGUUAUUUUGGCCCUUACUCCACUGUUCCUAGCAAGUGCUGUACUGUCCUGGAAAUUGGCCAAGAUGAUUGAAGCCAGGGAGAAGGAACAAAAGAAGAAACAAAAACGUCAAGAGAAUAUUGCAAAAGCUAAAUGACUCAAAAAGGACUGAAGGAAUGUAUAGGCUCUGUAACCAGAGAAAAAUCAUUUGGAAAAUUAUGCAGCUUUGGAAGGACUCACUAAGGUUUCUUUGGAUUUCAUGAUAGUAUUAUUUAGUAUGAAAUCUGAUCAUGUAGAAGAAUCAUGUUUUGACCUCCAUACUGUAGUUUUAGGCUUGGGUACCGAAGUUUGUAGGUAUCUACUGGCAGUUAUAAAUAAGCAUACAUACAGGUUGAGCAUCCCUAAUCAGAAAUUCUCAAACUUGGAAUGCUCCAAAAUCCAAAUUUUUUUGUGCACAAACAUGAUGCCACAAGUGGAAAAUUGCAGUCAAAACACAAGUAUGCUAAAAAUAUAUAAAAAUACCACAUAAAAUUACUUUCAGGCUAUACGAAACAAAUGAAUUUUGUGUUUAGACUAAGGUUCUGUCCUCAACACAUCUCAUUAUGUAUAUGCAAAUAUUUCAAAAUCUGAAAAAAAUCAAACACUUCUGGUCCCAGACAUUUCAGAUAAGGGAUACCCAACUUGCAAUACAAAUUCUUCAUAGGUGAUUAAGUUAUUUGCCAUUUUGCAGCUUUUGUACUGAAAUGAUUAUGGAGAAAUGAGUUUAGAUUGUGAACUUUAUUCAAAUAGUGGCUUAAAAUGGGAUCCUGUUCUGAACAAAAUAUGUUAAGAAUAUAAGACAAUUAUCCUUUCUGAGGUGAAAAGUUUGUUCUUAAAGGAGAUACAGUAUAUUAAUCACAUCUUUUAUCAUUAUUGCUUAUUCCUUGGAAUGUACUCAUUUUUGGAUUUCUCAAAGUAAAAUA
Marmota monax (woodchuck) is the source of this 1260-nucleotide messenger RNA. RefSeq names its product small integral membrane protein 15-like. NCBI's taxonomy places the organism in Eukaryota, Metazoa, Chordata, Mammalia, Rodentia, Sciuridae. The record is from RefSeq and is a predicted model, not a curated record. The transcript has a single exon. The coding region runs from base 246 to 455 and encodes 69 amino acids.